This is a messenger RNA of Momordica charantia (bitter melon), 2285 nucleotides long. RefSeq names its product Pentatricopeptide repeat (PPR-like) superfamily protein. Gene Ontology annotation, molecular function: mRNA binding; protein binding. Lineage: Eukaryota; Viridiplantae; Streptophyta; Magnoliopsida; Cucurbitales; Cucurbitaceae. The record is from RefSeq and is a predicted model, not a curated record.
UAGUCCCAAACGUACCCGCCAAAACUCGCGUCCUCAACUCGUUCAGCUCGAUUGACUCAGUUUGAUGAACGAGAGCUCCUCGCAGAUUCGAUUCAAUUUUUGCCCUAAAUUUCAUAUCAGAAGAUCUUCAAAAUAAGGCGCACAACCCAAUUUUCCUCACUCCGAUGUCGAAUCAGGCGAUUGCCACGAACAUUUGCAAGCUAAUCGUGAAAUCUGGCCUUAAACCCUUCAAAACGACGCCAUCGCUGCUUUCGAAUCUUGAUACUCAGAUAACCCACUUGGUUUUGUCCAAUCCAAAUGUUCCGACUCAGUCUUGUUUGAGUUUUUUCAACUUCCUCCGAAGCAACCCUUCUCACAAACCCGAUCUUCGGGCGCAUUUAAUCCUCGUCUCUAGGUUGUAUGGAGCUCGGAAGUUCGCCGUAAUGAAAAAUGUGUUGAACUUUAUCGCCAACGAUGAAAAUCUCCGAAGCACUACUGAGCGGAUUGUUGCUUCGAUUGGGAGUGAGUUCAAUGAGCCUAAAUUUGUUGAUAAAUUGUGUGAUAUGUUAUUUAGGGUAUAUGUGGAUAACAGAAUGUUCGAUUCGGCUUUGGGUGUUUUUGAUUAUGCGAAAAAUAACGGAUUGGAGAUUGAGGAGAGAUCCUGUUUUGUGUUUUUGCUUGCUUUGAAAAGGUCUGUUAAUGUGGAAUUAUCUUUAGAACUCUUGCGUAAAAUGGUCGAUUCGGGCGUGGAAAUCACUGUUUAUUCAUUGACGAUUGUGAUUGAUGGGUUGUGUAGGAAGGGGGAUGUUGAAAGGGCUAAGACUUUGAUGGAUGAACUGGUUGGCAAAGGGAUUAAGCCCAAUGUUUUCACAUAUAAUACUCUUUUGAAUGCUUAUACUGAAAGGAAGGAUAUGUGUAGUGUAAAUGAGAUUCUUAGCUUGAUGGAGAAGGAUGGUGUGGAUUAUAAUGCAGCAACAUAUACAAUUUUGAUUGAAUGGUAUUCAAGAAGCGGGAAAAUUGAGGAAGCAGAGAAGCUGUUUGAUGAAAUGCUUAAGAAAAAUAUAGAGCCUGAUGUUUAUGUUUACACCUCGAUUAUAAACUGGAACUGUAAUUCUGGGAACAUGAAGAGGGCCUUUGCUCUGUUUGAUGAAAUGACUGAGAGAGGGCUUGUUCCAAAUUCUUACACUUAUGGGGCUCUUAUAAAUGGUGCGUGUAAGGCAGGGCUGAUGGAGGCAGCUGAGAUACUGGUAAAUGAUAUGCAAAGCCAAGGGAUUGAUGUAAAUCAAGUGCUAUUCAAUACGUUGAUAGAUGGGUACUGCAAAAAGGGGAUGAUUGAUGAAGCUCUGAGGUUGCAGGAGAUCAUGCAGCAAAAAGGAUUGGAGAUCGAUGUGUUUACUUAUAACAUAAUUGCAAGUGGCUUUUGCAGAUCGAAUCGGCGAGAGGAAGCGAGGAGAUUAUUGCUCACAAUGGAAGAAAGGGGAGUGGCUCCAAAUGCAGUGAGCUUCAGUAUUUUGAUUGACAUUUACUGCAAAGAAGGAAAUUUUGCAGAAGCGAAGAGGCUGUUGAAGGAGAUGGAGAAGAAGGGUGAGGUACCAAAUGUUGUUACGUACAAUACUUUCAUUGAAGGCUAUGGCAAGAAGAGAAAGAUGGAGGAGGCAUACAAGCUCAAAAAUGAGAUGCAAGAAAGGGGGUUAAUGCCAGAUACAUUUACAUAUACAUCACUUAUAAAUGGGGAAUGCAUUCGUGGGAACGUGGAUACCGCACUGGAACUGUUCAACGAGAUGCCACAGCAAGGAUUAAGUAGAAACGUAGUUACUUAUGCAGCGAUGAUAUCCGGGUUGUCCAAGGAUGGCAGAGCCAAUGAAGCUUUUAGAUUGUACGAUGAAAUGAAAGCAGCAGGCAUUAAGCCUGAUGAUAGAAUAUAUCCUUCCUUGACAGGGAGCCUUCAUAGAACAGGGUCUUAGUUCCGGGAUUGGGAAAUGGCAUCGAUAAGAUUUCAGCUCGUUGAGGAAACAGUUUUUUGGUGUUAAGAUACAAUUCUCCAAAGAGGUAAUGUCCUAUAAACCAAGGAUUGCUGACGAAAAAGUUAAAAGUUAUCUCGAACUUGAGCAACACAAGAAGGAAUUUGAGGCCCAGAAGAGUUGUGUUGCCUUUUAAAAGAGCCAAUAUGGCGAAUGCUAUUGUGAAAAGAAUGGCUUAUGUGAGCCAUUUCAAACACAUAUUUGAGACAAUCCCAAUACAUUCAAAGAUGCCAUCGUGCGCAUACAGCAACAGCGACUGAUUUUUCUUCAUCGCUGUAAUUCUGA